AGCCGUACAUGUUUGAUUAUUGAAAUUGACAGUCACAAAAAAAAUUAACUAAAGCAGUUAAACGCCUUGAUUUUCAUUUUACAGAGAGAUAAGACCGGAAUGCAUGAAAUGUUGUUAAUUAAAAUGAACACUUAUUUAAUUAGAGUAAAUCCCAUAACAGAUAAACUAUAAAUAAAGCAUUCUGGUUACACAUUUUAGUUACUUUUACAUUGCUGUACAACAAUGCAGACGUUUAAAUUAUAUAUUCUUCUAACAUUACUAGGCAACGUUUAUAUGCUCAUUCCAAAAACAUACGAAGCGCGUCACGUUUCCUGGAACUCGACAGGCUCAAUACUCGACUUUCGCGUUCGACUUUUAGGACGCGAUCGCAGAGUCAAUGGAUCCCUAAUAAUAACUGAGGAUAUGGAUAAUAAACAUUAUACCAUAUCAGCGCAAACUUUUAACGAUUUCGAUGGCAGUGGAAGCUACAAGCAGACGCCAUACUCCAUCGCCGAACAAUCCAUUUGCCAAGCAGUGAGAUAUUUUUGGAUUUUCUUUAAGAACACCUUUAAGUAUGGUGUCAAUACGGAUUGUCCCUUCGUAUUGAAUCCGUGUCCGAUUCCCAAAGGAGACUACUACAUAAAGGAUAGCGUGUUAAAAACAGACGAUUGGCCAGUUAUAAUGCCGAGAGGAUUUUUAAAGGGAGUUGCUACCUUUAAGAAGGAUGGUGAAGUUAUCAGCAUACAAGAAGUAGUUAUUCACAUUGUAGAUCGCCUUUGAUGGUUGGUCAAAGUAUUCA
Molecule: messenger RNA, 778 nt
Organism: Drosophila simulans
Lineage: Eukaryota; Metazoa; Arthropoda; Insecta; Diptera; Drosophilidae
Exons: 2
Coding region: 223-759 (178 amino acids)
Source: RefSeq, a predicted model, not a curated record